Schistocerca cancellata (South American locust) is the source of this 1871-nucleotide messenger RNA. RefSeq lists its product as uncharacterized. Bases 143 to 691 code for a protein of 182 amino acids. The transcript has 6 exons. The record is from RefSeq and is a predicted model, not a curated record. NCBI's taxonomy places the organism in Eukaryota, Metazoa, Arthropoda, Insecta, Orthoptera, Acrididae.
GCAGCUGCUGGCGCGGCAAGCGCGUGGCCAGCCGGCCAGUGCGAACUAACCUCCUGCAGGCGGCCUGCGACCGGAGGACCCGGCCAACCUGCCGCUGUGCGGCGCCACGCUUUGAAACCUGCGUGCCCCGGCCCGAGCAGCCAUGUGGCCUCGGCUGUUGUUCCUGUACUGCGCGGCCCUGGUAGCCUUCAGCCUGUGCCAGGAGACGCCUCUGCGCCCUCUGCAUCAGGAGUCCCAGCAGAGCUCUACUCGACCACGGCGACAGGUCGCACUGUUCCAGCUGCCUCGAUUGCUCUUUACGUUCUUCAGGGUUCUCAGAGAGACGAGAAAUGAUACAAAAAGCGCCAUACGACAAAUUUCCCAAAUCCUCAACGAUAACAUUCGAGAUGCACCAUCAACAGAGCAGCCUCCCUCUCAGAGCACGCCGCCGGACGAGGGCGGCGACAACAUGACCACCACCACGGAGUACGUGCUGACGCGCCAGGAACUGCUGAGGAUCGCGCGUCUCAACAUCCGUGGGCUCGUACGGCUCUUCAAUCAGGAGGUCGACAUUGCUGUCAACGAUUCGUAUCGCAAUGUGGCACAAACACGUGCCGAGUUCCGAGAGUCUCUCCGGCAGGCUCUGCGGCCAGCUACGACCACGACGACCACUACGCAAAGGACCACGACCUCAGACAGCAACGAAGUCUAAGGUCGAAUACAGCCAGCGGUUCCUCAUAACCUCAAGAGCGUGGCACAGUGACUUCUUUCAUGGUGACCUUAUUUUCUCUAAGGAGAAACUGUGCAGUUAACAUUCUUCCUAAGUUUAGUGGUAAUACCAUCUCCAUUCCAAACUAUCAUGGUGUAAUCUAUGUUGCUGUGAGUGCAAUCGUUGUGUCUAGAGUGAUGUAUCUGAAGGCUCACAAAGGUAGUUUCGUGUUGAGGAUUAUCUUAAAAUAUUAAAACGAUGUUUUUAUUGUGUUCUCUUAGGUUGUGAAUACAGAAGUGCCAUUGUCUGAAUGUACAGGGUGCAGCAUAUAUAACAUUCACAUGUAGAAGGGUAAUUCUUACGUAUUUCAGGGAUAUGUGGAUACGUGAAUCAAGAAACCUCUAAAUAAUUAAUUUAUAGAAAGCACUUAUGAUACAUUUUUCAGUCAUUAUAUCUACUAAGGGGUCAUCUUUAGUGACAAACACUGACGAAGACGCUUGCGGAAGUUGUCUAUGGCUUCUGGGAUCAGCAUGAACUAAUGGUAGUAGUGACGUCUGGCAUUUCGUACUAUUAUUAAACGAUUCAGGAGCAGCGUACAUCAAUGAAACGUAGCUUUGAAGUGUCCACGCACAAACGUUUCGCGUGAUUUCAGAUGACCUAAUUGUACAGUGUGUGUCAAGACGUAACAGGAUGAGAUGACUGAAAAACAUGUCUUUCAAAGUCGAAAACGAACAUACAGAAGUCUAGGCUGUGAAACCAUACUACAGAAAGUUUCAGAAUUUUUUUCAUGUCAUAUCAUCGUAAAAGAAGUGCGGCUUCCACUCCUCAAAUUCAAUAUCACUACAUCUAACAGCUACAUCGAACAUAUGAGACGCAUGUUAUUUAAAUUUGGGUCAGUUACCAAUCGGCCUCCACGCAACAUUUUGUCAUGUUAGUGCAAUAGGCAUACAAAAACUGCCACCCGUAAAAUUACACAUCAGAAUAUCAUCAAUAACGAAUGUUACUAGAACGAUUUUAUUUUUAAAAAUAAUUAAAGAAUUGCUUCUCGGUGACAUGUAUAAACAUAAAUAACUUUUAUAGUUCCUUGUUUCAUUUGCCUUUUAUGUCGCUACGGUACCUUAUGUUUCAGAUAUAACCUUCAUCACUUUCAUUAAAUGAAUGUAUAUAAAUAUUUAUUCAUGUC